UGCAGCCCGAGCUCCGGGUCUCGUCUUCCUUGCUCAGUGUCUGCUCCUAGAGGCCAAGCCUCUGGGCCUGUGACCGGCAGGUAUUGGGCGAUCCACAGCUAACAUGCCAGGACACCCUGGAAGCCUAGAAAUGGGACCAUUGACAUUUAUGGAUGUAGCCAUAGAAUUCUCUCUGGAGGAGUGGCAGUGCCUGGACACAGCACAGAAGAAUUUAUAUAGAACUGUGAUGUUAGAGAACUACAGAAACCUGGUCUUCCUGGGUGUUUCUGUAUCUAAUUUAGACCUGAUCACGUGUCUGGAGAAAGGAAAAGAACCCUGGAAUAUGAAGAUGGGAGCCAAACCUCAAGUUUUGAGUUAUUUUCCCAAAGACCUUUGGCUAGAGCAAAACAUAAAAAAUUCUUUCCAACAAGAGAUACUGACAAGAUAUGGAAAAUAUGGACAUGAGAAUUCACAAUUAAGUAAAGGUCGUAAAUGUGUGGAUGAGUGUAACGUACACAAAGGAAGUUAUAAUGGACUUGACCAAUGUGUGACAACAUCUCAGAGUAAAAAAUUUCAGUGUGAUAAAUAUGUGGAAGUCUUUCAUAAAUUUUCAAAUUCAAGUAGACAUAAUAUAAGACAUACUGGAAAGAAACCUUUCAAAUGUCAAGAAUGUGACAAAUCAUUUUGUAUGCUUUCACAUCUAACUCAACAUAAGAUAACUCACACUGGAGAGAAACCAUAUAAGUGUGAAGAAUGUGGCAAAGCUUUUACUCGAUCUUCAACUCUUACUACACAUAAGAGAGUUCAUACGGGAGAGAAACCCUACAAAUGCGAAGAAUGUGGCAAAGCCUUUACUCGAUCCUCAACUCUUACUAUGCAUAAGAGAGUUCAUACUGGAGAGAAACCCUACAAAUGUGAAGAAUGUGGCAAAGCCUUUAAACAGUAUUCAAACCUUACUAGGCAUAAAAAAAUUCAUAGUGAAGCAAAACCAUUCAAGUAUGAACAGUGUGGCAAAGCUUUCAAACUAUCCUCCACCUUUACUAUGCAUAAAAUAAUUCAUACUGGAGAGAAACCCUACAAAUGCGAAGAAUGUGGCAAAGCUUUUAACCGAUCCUCCACCGUUACUGUACAUAAGAUAAUUCAUACUGGAGAGAAACCAUACAAGUGUGAAGAAUGUGGCAAAACUUCUAACCGUUCUUCAGACCUUACUAAACAUAAGAUGAUUUAUACUAGAGACCAAUCCUACAAAUUUGAAGAAUGUGGCAAAACUUUUAACCAGUUUGCAACUCUCACUACUCAUAAGAUCAUUCAUACUGGAGUGAAACCUUACAAGUGUGAAAAAUGUGGCAAAGCUUUUAACCAUUCCUCUACCCUUACUAUCCAUAAGAGAAUUCAUACUGGAGAGAAACCCUACAAAUGUGAAGAAUGUGGCAAAGCUUUUAACCGGUCCUUUGCACUUUCUAGACAUAAGAUAAUUCACAUUGGAGAGAAACGUUACAAAUGUGAAGAAUGCGGUAGGGCUUUUAUACAGUCUUCAAGCCUUACUACACAUAAGAGACUUCAUAGUGAAGAGAAACCCUACGAAUGUGAAGAAUGUGGUAAAUCUUUUAAACAUUCCUCAAGCCUUACUAGUCAUAAGAAAAUUCAUACUGAAGGGAAACCCUACAAAUGUGAAGAAUGUGGCAAAGCUUUUAACCGAUCCUCAACCCUUACUGUGCAUAAGAGAAUUCAUACUGGAGAGAAACCCUACAAAUGUGAAAAAUGUGGCAAAGCCUUUACCAAUUCUUCACACCUUGCUAAACAUAAGAAAGUUCAUACUGGAGAGAAACCCUAAAAUUUGAAAUGUGAAAAGUGUGGCAAAGCUUUUAACUGGUCCUCAACUCGUACUAGACAUAAGAUAAUUCAUACUGGAGAGAAACUGUACAAAUUUGAAAAAUGUGGCAUAGCUUUUAACCAGCCCUGAACUCUUACUAGACAUAAUUCAUACUGGAGAGAAACCCUGCAAAUGUAAAGAAUGUGGCAAAGCUUUUAACUGAUCCUCAACUCUUACUAUGCAUAUGAUAAUUCAUACUGGAGAGAAACCCUACAAGUGUGAAAAAUGUGGCAAAGCCUUUAAUAAGUCCUCAAACCUUACUACACAUAAGACAAUUCAUGAGAGAAAAUCUACAAGUGUGAAAAAUGUGGCAAAGUUUUUAACCAUUCUUCAAACCUUACUGAACGUAAGUUAAGCAGUUCUCAACUCUUACUACUCAUAAGAUAAUUCAUACUGGAGACAAACCCUACAAAUGUAAAGAAUAUGGCAAAGCUUUUAACUGAUCCCUCAACUCUUACUCUGCAUAUGAUAAUUCAUACUGGAGAGAAACCCUACACAUGUGAAUAAUGUGGCAAACCCUCUAAUAAGUUCGCAAACCUUACUAAACAUAAGAAAAUGUAUACUGGAGAACAGCCCUACAAAUGUGAAGAAUGUGGUGAAGCCUUUAGUGCAUUCUCAAGCCUUACUCAACAUAAGAUGAUUCAUACUGAAGAGAAACCUUACAAAUGUAAAGAAUGGCAAAACUUCUUAACUACUCAAACCUUUCUAGUCAAGAUAAUUCAUACUGGAGAGAAACCCUACAAAUGUGAAGAAUAUGGUAAAGCUUUUAACUGAUACUCAACCCUUACUAUGCAUAAAAUGAUUCAUACUGCAGAGAAACCCUACAAAUGUAAGAAUGUGGCAAAGCCCUUAAACAUGCCUCAACUCUAAUGAAACGUAAAAUAAUAAAUACUGCAGAGAAACCCAACAAAUGUGAAGAAUGUGGCAAAGUUUUUAACCGGUUCUCAACCCUUACAAGACAUAAGAGAAUUCAUACUGAAAAAAAAACCCUAGAAAU
Molecule: messenger RNA, 2849 nt
Organism: Cebus imitator (Panamanian white-faced capuchin)
Lineage: Eukaryota; Metazoa; Chordata; Mammalia; Primates; Cebidae
Product: zinc finger protein 85-like
Exons: 4
Coding region: 104-1813 (569 amino acids)
Biological process (GO): regulation of transcription by RNA polymerase II
Molecular function (GO): DNA-binding transcription factor activity; RNA polymerase II cis-regulatory region sequence-specific DNA binding
Source: RefSeq, a predicted model, not a curated record